This is a messenger RNA of Acanthosepion pharaonis, 594 nucleotides long. Lineage: Eukaryota; Metazoa; Mollusca; Cephalopoda; Sepiida; Sepiidae. The record is from the annotation of a GenBank genome assembly.
AUGGCAACGGUAGAGAUUAUACGUCUGAAAGUUAAAGGCUCGAGCAAACUCUCACCCCUCUCUCUCUCCCCUUCUCUCUCCCCUUCUCUCUAUCUUCAUCUUCCUUUCCUCUCUCUCUUCCUCUCACUCUCUCUCUCUCUCUCUCUCUUUCUGUGCGUGCUCCCCAAGAAAAUCCUAUAUGGCGAGCUGGCCAUUGGGACCAGACCACGAGGAGCACCCAAAAUGCGCUACAAGGACCAACUAAAGCGCACCCUGACACUUACCAACAUCAGCUCGUCCAAGUGGGAAGAAACUGCCAGGGACCGAAUGACGUGGAGGAGAUCAAUACGCGAUGGCAUCGCGGACUUCGAGGAAAGGAGGAGGGAGAAUGAAGAGGCAAGGCGACGAAGGAGAAGAGAGCGCUGUGAACGACCCUCCCCUCCCCUGUGUGUACUGUCCGCGAUUAUUCCACCACCGACUGGGCCUCGCAAGUCAUUCAAGAUAAAGUUUCGGCAAUUCUCUCUUUCUCUCUCUAUCUAUCUAUCUAUCUAUCUAUCUAUCUAUCUAUCUAUCUAUCUGUUCUUUGUCAAGUUUAAGUCGUUGUCUUUUUCUUAA